GAGGCCGCAACUAUUUGCAUGUGAUACUGAAAUUUUCAAAUGACAUUUUCAUAUCAUUGUACAUGUCCCUAUAUUCACAAGCAUAAUAUACUUUGUUGAAAAAUAACAAGCCAUCGACAAUGAAAAAUUAUUCAAUAUACAUAUGUAUAGUAUAACUAGUAUCUAUAUCUAAUCUAAUUCUUGAAUCACAUCCAACUCCAAAUUCAUACGUUCUACAAAAAUAUUUGCAGUUGUAUUAAUUGUAGUUGUAGGUUCAAAAGGAUUGCAUGGUACUUUUAACUUGUCUCCAUCUCCUUGAAGCAUUUGUACAACAGUUUUCAUUGGCGGGCGAUGCAAAGGGUGCCAUUGGAUACACCAAAGUCCCACUGUUGCCAUUUUUUUUGCAAUUCUAAAAUCUCCCUCUUCAUCAAUAGGGAUUUGUAUAUCUUCUCCUUUCAGCAAAUUAUGGAUCCAAUCUGGAUACACAACUUGAAUAUUUUCUUCACCACUAGUUGUUUUUGUAUUCUUUCUUCCCCCAACCAUUUCUAACAGCAACAUACCAUAACUGUAUAGGGAACUUCUAUGGUGCCGCCUUCAAAUUGAAGGUUCCAAAACCGUCCAUGCAAUUGGCCAAUAGGAGCAAAGCCCUAACUUUCCCAAAUUUGCCCUAGCCACGUCAUCAUUAUAUGGUGUAGGAGUAUAUGGUACAUCAGCAUUUACUUUUCUUUCAAACCCCUAACUUUUUACUUAUUACAUUAUAUGCUUCUUUUAUUUUAUUAAAUGUAUUUAGUUUUAAUUCAUCAUAUAAUUAAUUUCCAACUCUUAAAAAAAAUUUAACUCCAAAUUCCUUCAUUAUACUUGUUCUUCAUUAGUUCAUCACUCAGAAACUGGUCCUCUCUUCUCUCUGCUCGAACAAAAAACCAAGCCACGGCCAAACACUCAUCACCCACCACCGCCGGGUCCGGUUACUGUGCAUAAGCCAAAGCUUAUGCACCGUCCAUAAGCUACAGUAAACUGCUGAAUACACCCCUAUGUCCUUGAUUCAUACACCCCCACUUCGUACCAAUAGACAAAAUCUUUCCGACAAAAUAUCUCCACUCCAACUCCGCCGUCUGCAUUCGUACCAAUUCUAAGUUUCUACUGCAAGCCUCACAGAAUGAGAAUAAGAGCUUUUGAUUUUGAAAGCGGUGAGAGUAACUCAACAGGAUCAUCGAAGCUUUGGAAGUUACGUGAUCCAAAAUUAAGAAGUAACAGUGACGAAAAAGGUUCGUGUUUUUGAAUCUAACUCUCGAUACUCACUCAUCAUCACCGUCGCCAACAACAACGUCGCCGGAAUCAUCCUCAAAAUGGUAAAACCAAAAGAGCAAGUUCAAGUAAGAAAGGAGCAAUUAUUGCUGGUGUUGUUGGAGGUGUAGUCCUUGUUCUGAUCCUCCUUGCACUAUUUCUUUGGCUUAAGCUCACGAAGAAACCGAAGCGACAUCCUAGAGGUGACAUAUUGGGAGCAACUGAGUUAAGAGGUCCAGUUACUUACCGGUAUAAUGAUUUGAAGUCUGCAACGAAAAUUUUUAGUGAUGAAAAUAAAUUAGGAGAAGGAGGUUUUUGAGAUGUAUACAAGGGCACUUUAAAAAAUGGUAACGUAGUAGCUGUCAAGAAAUUGAUUUUAGGCCAUUCCAGCAAAAUGGAUGAACAAUUUGAAAGUGAAGUGAAGCUUAUAAGUAAUGUUCAAAUUAAAUCCAUUUAAUUUUGGUAACAGGUGAAAAGAAGGGUUCCUUGAACUGGAUGCAAAGGUAUGAUAUAAUUUUAGGCACGACAAGAGGUUUGGCCUAUCUGCACGAGGAUUUCCAUGUUUGUAUUAUACAUAGGGAUAUAAAGACUGGCAACAUUCUCUUAGACGAUGAUCUUCAGCCUAAAAUUGCUGAUUUUGGGUUGGCAAGGCUUUUACCAGAAGAUCAAUCUCAUCUUAGCACAAGAUUUGCAGGAACAUUGGGAUAUACACUGCACCAGAAUAUGCAAUACAUGAUUGUUGGAGAUAAUAUGCAAGGUGCUGUGUUUGGAGAGCUGCUAGAUUGCCUCUUGAAACCUACAAACAUCAAAGAGAAAACAUCAAGCUUGAUGCUACUUGCAUCUCUUGGAAGCGAAUGUGAGGAAACUAUGUUAAAACAAUUGAUGUUGUUGGAGUUUGGCAAGAGAACAAUGUUGUUGAAACUGAAAAGGCCAUUGAAGCUCUUAAAAGAGUUGCAUAGUAAAUUUAGAAAAGUUCUUAGAAUUGAUGUUAUUCUUGUUGUAUAAAUUGUUGUAGACCUUUGGAUGUAUUUAUAUAUUUUAAGUUAUUUUAUGUGUCAUCUUGGGUAGAAAUUGUAAUAUCACCACAUACAUAUUGUAAAGAAUUUAGACCUA
Trifolium pratense (red clover) is the source of this 2376-nucleotide messenger RNA. RefSeq names its product cysteine-rich receptor-like protein kinase 2. Lineage: Eukaryota; Viridiplantae; Streptophyta; Magnoliopsida; Fabales; Fabaceae. Gene Ontology annotation, molecular function: ATP binding; protein kinase activity. The coding region runs from base 1759 to 2268 and encodes 169 amino acids. Gene Ontology annotation, biological process: protein phosphorylation. The transcript has 8 exons. The record is from RefSeq and is a predicted model, not a curated record.